AUGCCGCCGCGGUUGGAGGCUGCCACUCUACUCCACCCCCCUCCCAGCGUCUUGUUUGAGCUGUGCGAUUCGAGGGAGCAUGACUCCCCGCCCCUGCUCCGGCUGGCGUCCCGGCGCCCCCUUGCCCUGCUGGCCUUGGUGCCCCGGCCCCUGGUCCUCUUCACGGCGGGGGCCCUGUCCGGCGCCAUCGCCAAGAGCCUGACCGCCCCCCUGGACCGCGUGAAGAUCCUGCUCCAGAGCCUCAUCGCCAUCGGGCGCGAGGAGGGCCUGCGCGGCUACUGGAAGGGCAAUCUGCCCCAGAUCCUGCGGGUCGUGCCCUACAGCGCAGCCCAGCUGUACAGCUACGAGGUGUUCAAGCACGCCUUCCGGGACGGGGAGGGGCGGCUGACCGUGCCGCGCCGCCUCGCCGCGGGGGCCUGCGCGGGCAUGGCAGCCACGCUGCUCACCUACCCGCUGGACACGCUGCGCCUCCGCAUCGCGGUCGACCCCGCCUGCCGCACCUUGGCCGGCGCCGUGGCGGUGCUGGCGCGGGAGGGGAGCGGCGCGGCCUUUUACCGUGGCCUCGGCGCAUCCAUGAUGGGCAUUGCCCCAUACAUGGCACUGGAGCUGUCCAGCUACGAUCUUCUGCCACCAGCGCUGCCCUCCUUCGCGAGGGGGUUCCUGGCGGCCCUCAUUGCCACGGUUUCCUGCUACCCCCUGGACACCGUGCGACGGCAUAUCCAGCUGUCGGCGGGGAAGUCCAUCGCCUGGCACGUCGCUGCAGGAGGAAUCGUGAGGAGCGACGGCGUGGUGGGUUUGUACCGCGGUUUCAUCCCAAACUCGCUGAAGAACCUGCCGAACAAAGGCGUCAAGCUGUCGGUGUUUGAUGCGGCGAAAAAGGCCCUGGUGGCGGGGGAGCUGGCUUACGAGGAGGAAAAGGCGGCAAUGCAUGACGACCUGGCCACGUUUGCGCGCCCCCUGUGA
This is a messenger RNA of Auxenochlorella protothecoides, 963 nucleotides long. Its product is annotated as putative envelope ADP,ATP carrier protein, chloroplastic. Gene Ontology annotation, molecular function: ATP transmembrane transporter activity. Gene Ontology annotation, cellular component: thylakoid membrane. Lineage: Eukaryota; Viridiplantae; Chlorophyta; Trebouxiophyceae; Chlorellales; Chlorellaceae. The record is from RefSeq and is a predicted model, not a curated record. Gene Ontology annotation, biological process: transmembrane transport. Bases 1 to 963 code for a protein of 320 amino acids. The transcript is spliced from 4 exons.